Bemisia tabaci is the source of this 417-nucleotide messenger RNA. RefSeq lists its product as uncharacterized. The record is from RefSeq and is a predicted model, not a curated record. Lineage: Eukaryota; Metazoa; Arthropoda; Insecta; Hemiptera; Aleyrodidae.
AUGUAUGUGUCGGGUUGGUCUGUUCUGACGCUGGUUGUGGCAGCACUCGUGACGGUCGGGGCGUUUCCGACGGACACGACAACCACGGCUCAAAAUCCCUCGGGCACCCGCUCAACUAAUGUUAAUACUCCCAACGGCACUGGGUAUAAUGCAAUGAACAGUUCCGAGUCCAGUAAUACGAGCUAUUCUAAUAAUGACAACACGAAUACGAGUUCUCGGGAUAACUCAAGUAGUAUGAAUGUAAUCACUAGUGGCAGCGGAGCAAUUUCGCAAGGCGGAGCAGCACCUUACAUAAGCAAUAGGAACAACGGAGACACGAAAACGACGUAUGUAUCUCCAGGAGUUGGAGGCAAUGGAGGAUAUACAGGAAAUGGAGGAAAUGGAGGAAUUGGAGGAAUUGGAGGAUAUGGAAAAUAA